CUCAUAGCGCCGUGUUGAGAUUUGUUUUUAGCCUAGCUGAGAUACACGAGUGUAACUGUUAGCCAGGGAAUUGCUUUUUUUUUUUUGCUUUCUUUCCACAAAAGAACCCCAUAUUCACUACCAGUCUGAAGUUGACUUGCCACCAUGCCGGUGCACCGUGACCGUGAGAAGAAGGAAAGCACUGCAGAGGAUAUGGAGGUAGAGGAGCAGGAACAGGAGGCAUCCAGCUCAGAGGAGGAGGAUUCUGACACCUCCUCUGUCUCUGAGGAUGGAGAUACCUCGGAAAUGGAUGAAGAGGAUUGUGAGCGGAGGAGGAUGGAGUGUCUUGAUGAAAUGUCCAACUUAGAGAAACAGUUCACAGAACUCAAAGACCAGCUGUAUCGUGAGCGUCUCAGCCAAGUGAACAGCAAGCUAGCAGAGGUGGAGGCCGGCCGUGCAGCAGAAUAUCUGGAGCCUUUGGCUGUGCUGCUGGAAAACAUGCAGGUCCGCACCAAGGUGGCAGGUAUCUACAGAGAACUGUGUCUGGAGUCUGUGAAGAACAAGUAUGAGUGUGAGACCCAAGCAGCAUGCCAGCACUGGGAGAGUGAGAAGUUGCUGCUGUUUGACACCGUACAGAGUGAACUGGAGGAGAAAAUAAGACGGCUGGAGGAAGACAGACACAGCAUAGAUAUUACAUCAGAGUUAUGGAAUGAUGAGCUAUCAGGAAGGAAGAAGAGGAGAGACGUAUUUAGUCCAGAUAAGAAGAAGAGACGACCUUCAGUGGUGUCUGGUCCAUAUAUUGUUUACAUGCUGCCUGACCUGGACAUCCUUGAGGACUGGACAGCAAUCAGAAAGGCCGUGGCAACGCUGGGUCCACACAGAGGGAAGGUCGACUCUGACAGUCCAGUGUUCCCCUUCAGACCAGACAGAAACAGAUCUAUUCUCAACUGCUGAGGAACACACACACACUAAGAUAUAUUCACACAUAUACAUACAGUUACAGUUUGAAGGUAUGCUCAAAAGUAUGUUCACACCAAACGCACAGUAUAAACAAAUAUUUACAUGACAGAAAUAGUUGCACUUCUGCAACUACUAAAAUGCACACAGCUGAUUUUUAGUCUGAAACUCUGCAUUCCAACUCCCCCUCUACCAGACACCAGUCAGUAAGCUGCCUCCAGUGCCAACAGGAAAUAAAAACUCACUGGUUUGAAUCCCUAAAAGGGGCAAACAGGAAUUUAAAAUGAUAUCCACUGUUUGUUUCCUGUACUUUUGUUCAGACUUGCAUAUUUUUAUAUGGGAUUUUAUUACCUGGAAAGGAUGUUUUUACAAGCCUUUUUCAAGAUUUCCAUUUCAACUUAUAGUUUUAAGCAAUAUGAAAUACCAUUUAGACCAUUUUUGUUUAAAGUUGUGCUUUCAAGCUACAAUAGCCACUGAAACAACAUAGAAGUGUUACUUAUGCAACAUAAAGAAACCAUUCAGUUAUUAUUAAUAAUCUGGUAUAGCUGCAACGUUCUUGUUUUACACAUCUACCUCUUCUCUCUGUCGCCCACUCUUUAAAGUUAAAUAACGUCUGCAUUACUUUCAGUGAAUAUGAACAUGCUUUCAUCCUUCAUGCAGCCUGAAAAGAGUUAAUGUUGUUUGUGAGUAUUGAUUGUAUAUAUGACUGUGAUUUUGACUGUCAUGUGAGGAGUAAGCCCGCCCCCAGGUUUGGUUGGCCCUCCCCACUUGGAAGAAAGUUCUGCCCUCCUCUCUUGUUCCUCCUCUCAGCUGCCAGCUGAGAGGAGGAACAUCCAUGAAGCCACGAUCAUCCAUGAAGCCAUGUCCAUUUCCUGAGUGGGGUGGGGUUAGGGGCGGAGUCAGACAGGUCAUCAACAUUUAAAGACAGAAGCAACUCGUUCUAAGCAGGGCUGAAAUGGAAAAGAUUUUUUAGACGGAAAAAAUACGAUACUGGAGUGUUUUUUCAGAAACAAACUUCACAGGCAUGUUUUUGGGGACCUCUGAGACCAAUAUAAAUGUGUCUUAAAGGGGUAAAAUAUGUGACCUUUAAUUUUUUGAAAGCCUGCUGUGAUUUUAAUUCAUUUUACAGAUAGGAAAUGAACCAUAUUUUUCUGUCUUCAUCCCAACAUUGACAUAUAUAAACAUUAUCCAGUGUGAAUAAAAGUUGAUGAAAAAGCUUGCAUUUCAUACUGGGGUUUUUAUAAACAAGAGGCUUUUUGAAGACAAAGGUGGAAUAAAUGCUGAAUAUUAAAAUCGUAUUUUUAAAAUGAUUAUUCUGAAUAUUGUGGUACAUUUGUGUUUUUCUUUUGGAUAAUGUUGCUGUUUUUUACAAUUAAAAGUUUG
Molecule: messenger RNA, 2319 nt
Organism: Cheilinus undulatus (humphead wrasse)
Lineage: Eukaryota; Metazoa; Chordata; Actinopteri; Labriformes; Labridae
Gene: brms1la
Product: BRMS1 like transcriptional repressor a
Exons: 9
Coding region: 145-933 (262 amino acids)
Biological process (GO): negative regulation of transcription by RNA polymerase II
Cellular component (GO): Sin3-type complex
Molecular function (GO): histone deacetylase binding
Source: RefSeq, a predicted model, not a curated record